GUCGAGCUUGUUCGUCUUACAUCAUGGCGACUGCUGCCGUUGCACGGCCGGGACAAGCUCUGCGCACACGACGCGACAACAUCGCGCCUAUUGGCGACCGGAAGCGCGAACGAGACCGCACUGGCGGCAUGGACAACAAUGGAGGACAAGCGCUGCCGCCACCGCCGCCGACGAAGAAGCGACGACUCGAUGAGCCUCAUGUCAUCACCAAAGACUACAUCCUGCGCAAGUUUGCCGGCCGGCCGCCGUCGCUGGUGUUGCAUCUGCACACCAACUACUUCCGCCUGGGCUCGCAGGAAGGCAGCUGGCCAUACGACUCGCCCAUGAAGUUCCUGCUGGCGGACAUCCGGAGAGAGCGCGUGCCGGAUCAGAUGCUGGAGGAGCUGCUGGCCAACAAUGUGCCCUUCUACGACGGCUGUCUCAUUGUCGAGGUCCACAACCACCGCGGUGCGUCGACAGGGAAGAGCAAGCGGAACGAUUCGGCGACGAGUGGGACGCGCUAUUCGAUGCACAACUACAACAGCUAUGUGACGCCGUCUCCCUUGGUGGAAUAUCCUAAGCAGGCCCAGCAAGAGGCGGCAGAGAAGGCCGAAGCGGAGAAGGCGCGCGCCUCGAACGAUAAGGGCAAGCAACAGCAGCAGCAGGAUGGCCCAAAUAUCGCGACGCUGGUCCUAUUUCCCACCGAGUUGACCCGACACCAGGAGAUGUUGAUUUUGGCAAAAACGCCCGCCUCACAAAUGCCGCGUAGGAAAAUGGGUACCGACGAGCCUACCACCCCGCAGCUUUCACUACCUCCCACCCCCAUGGCCGCCACCGCCGGUCGCGCGACUCCCGAAGAUAACAAGAUGUGCCUGGAGCCAGAAGACUUGUACGACUUUCAAGCCGAAGUUUUGCUAGCAACACAACCGCCCCUCCUCUUGGAUACUGUGGAUGGGCCAGAAGCUGCACAAAAGCUUCUCGAGUCACUGGCCCAUCCUCUCCAUCAAGCAGCGCCGCCCUCGCCCAAGACUCGUAAGAGAACCACAGCAGAGUUGGCGGCGGACGAUGAGAAGGCGGCCGAGGCGGAGCGUCGUAUGCUUGUGAUGGACGAGCGAAUCAAGGUUGGAGGAAGCGCGGGUGCUACGGAGAAUGCAGGCACUGCGGCAGCGGCCUUCAGCAGAUUCAAGACGCUACAAGUCGUGCGCGAGAAGUUGGAGCAACAAGCGCGAGAAAAGGAGGAGCAGGACAAGCAGGCACAGAAGCAAAAAGAUGAAGCCGCGGCGACCGCUGCACGGCAACAGAAGGCGGCGCAAGAGCUGGCCGAGGCAAAUGCUGCCGCCAUGAAGCAGCGGCAGCAGCAGGCGAUGCUGAGGCAGAGACAACAACAACAAGCACAAGCACAGCAACAGGCAUAUCAGCAACAGCAAGCCGCCCAUGCCCAUCCGCAGCAGAACCUCAUGGCUCAGCAGCAGCAAGCCAUGCAUGCAGCAGCCAUCGCACAGGCGAGCCCCGUCGUCAGGCAACAGACGCCUAUGAUGAACUCUUCACCAAUGAUGAAUGGAAAUGGAUUCACCAUGCAACCCACAACGACAACUCAAGGCGCUGGUAGUCCUCCUCGGCCGACGUCCGCUACGGUGCCGAAUGCAAACACAGCAAUGCAACGCCAAGUCAGCCAGCAGCAGCACGCGAGCCGUAACGCGACACCGCAGAUGCCGCAAGCCACCCCUAACAUGGGUGGCCUACCGAACAGACAAAUGAGCCAGACUCCUCGUAUGCCGCAAGCAAGUCCCGCGCCUGGCACGCCUGCUUCUAAUGGCAUGGGCGGGUUGCCCAUGCAACUUCCAGCAGGUAUGAGUCAAGAGCAGUACCAGAUGCUGCGAGCACAACAGAUGGCCAACCAACAAAAUGCUAUGGCCAUGCAGUCUGGCUCCCCUGGGCAGCAUAACCUGACCGCCGAGCAAAUUUCAAACAUUGCUCAGCAGAGGGCUCAGGCGCAUUUCAACCACCAAAUGACUAUAGCUCGAAACGCGAACAACCCGGCUAUGGCACAGGCCAUUCAACAGCGUCAAGCGGCAAUGAUCCGACAACAAAAUCUGGUGCAACAGCAACGCAUGCAAAUGGCACAAAAUGGUCAAAGUCAGAGUCCCCACGCUAGCAUGCAGGGCACGCCGCAGAUGAAUCACGCUCAUCCUCAGCAAAGUGACGGCACACAAAUGCAGAUGACACCCCAGCAAUUGCAACAGAGGCAACUGAUGCAGCAACAACAGAUUCGUCAAGCCACGGCGACCUUGACUCAACUGCAACAACAGUAUGGCAGUAUAAACGCCAUUCCACAGCAGAUUCUUCAGUCGCUCCCACCCACGGCACAGAUGAUGGUCAGAAACCACCACCAGAAACAGAAUGCGGCUCGAGCACAGCAAAUGGCAGCAAGAGCUCAACAAGCUCAACAGCACGGACAGCCAGUGGCAGGCAGCAGUGGCGGGGAUCCUGAAUACAUGCAGACUUUACGUGCCCAUCAGGAAAUGCUACGGCAACAGACUGCGGCAGCAGCAGCAGCAGCACAAGGAAAUGGCGGGAUGGCUGGAAAUAUGGGCAUGAAUAUGGGCAUGAACAAUCAGCAGCAGCAACAGCAGCAGCAGCAGCAGCAGCAGCAAUUCAACAAUCAGCAAGGUGGCGGCGGCGGUGGAGGCGGGGGUAACGUUGAUCCGCUGAACCAUCAUUUACAGGCUAUGCACAGGGCGUUACAGCAGCCGCCGAGUAAUAGUCAAAACGGACAGAUGUAGCAAGAGUUUCUUGAGGACUGGAUUGUGGGGGCCGAGGGCUUGGAGCGCAAGAUAGAUGGCACAUCGGACCGAUUGGAAAGAAAUCUGAGGGUUUGGAGGCCGAAUAAAUAGGCACGCGUGCGCAAAGAAUAUUCCCUACACAAUCAAGCAGCAAUCGAGGGGCUUGACAGCGGGGUGCCAGCAUGUUAUUGGUAUGGAUACGUAUGGUUGAAAAAGGGCUGAUGAGUUCGUUCCCAGUGCAUGGGAAGAACAGGGCUACUAGGUAGCCAUUGGGAGAGGGGUUGGAAGCUCCUGGCUAUGACCUACAUCUUGGCAAUGGAAAUAAAUAGCUGACUACAGUAUAACAGCUAUAAGCAGCAUAAAGUCUCGCGAGUUGGACAGCCAAGGCCCAAGGGCCCAAGAGCUCUGCUAACCUAGUAAACGCAUUGUUCCGUGCUGCAGUGGGGUUACUGGGGUGAAGAGGAUCGGUUCGAGUGUGGUCGACUCGAGCGGUUGAAUAUUCAGGCAAAGAGAAGCCAAUGGGAAUUCUCCCGAGCGUUGGCCAAGAACGAGACCACAUCAAACAUGCCUAACACCGACACUUGCGCAGGCAUUAUUAUAGUCCCCUAACCUGGCUAAUGGCCUAAUGCUACAACAGGCGGGAUGUGGAGAACAUGGAGCCGUACGCAGCUAUCCCAGCACAGCACCGUGUCCACGCACAGGCACAGCUCUCUCCAGCUCCCAUCGACAUUUAAGCACAAUAACGACCUCGAACUCAC
Messenger RNA from Sphaerulina musiva SO2202, 3520 nucleotides. RefSeq lists its product as uncharacterized. Lineage: Eukaryota; Fungi; Ascomycota; Dothideomycetes; Mycosphaerellales; Mycosphaerellaceae. Gene Ontology annotation, biological process: regulation of transcription by RNA polymerase II. Gene Ontology annotation, molecular function: transcription coregulator activity. The transcript has a single exon. The record is from RefSeq and is a predicted model, not a curated record. Gene Ontology annotation, cellular component: SAGA complex. Bases 24 to 2762 code for a protein of 912 amino acids.